AAGUAACCCUCAAAAGAACCUCAUCGAAUUUAAAGUCGAAUUGAAAACUUCUCUAUCUCUAACUAAUAAUAUAAACCCAGAAAAUAAGCUAACCCAAAAACACCACCGUAAUUCAGUAAAAGUCUCGGCCGUCGUUGUAGUGUGUGUGAAAAAUAAAUGGGCGGCGGCGGCGCGAAGAGCAAAGGAAGGCAGUUGUGUAGCAUCUGCAACCAACGAAGACCUGCUCUUAAGCGCCCUAAAACCCUUCAACAGAUAUGCAGGGAGUGUUUUUAUGAGGUGUUUGAGGAAGAGAUACAUAGGGCAAUUGUGGACAAUAAUCUUUUUAAGCCCGGGGAGCGCAUUGCCAUCGGUGCUUCUGGCGGAAAAGAUUCCACAGUUCUUGCAUAUGUAAUGUCAGUAUUAAACCACCGCUACAACUAUGGCCUGGAUCUUUUCCUCCUUUCGGUUGAUGAAGGGAUCACAGGCUAUAGAGAUGACUCACUCGAAACUGUUAAAAGAAAUGAGGUUCAGUACGGUCUGCCACUCAAAGUCGUUUCAUACAAGGAUCUGUAUGGAUGGACGAUGGAUGAGAUUGUGAAAAUGAUUGGUCUCAAGAACAAUUGCACAUUUUGCGGUGUGUUUCGUCGUCAGGCUCUUGAUCGUGGUGCUGCCUUAUUAAAAGUGGACAAACUAGCUACUGGGCAUAAUGCUGAUGAUAUUGCCGAGACAGUUCUCCUGAAUAUUUUGCGAGGUGACAUUGCUAGAUUAAGCAGAUGUACAUCUAUUAUUACCGGUGAAGAUGGACCUAUUCCUAGAUGCAAGCCAUUUAAAUACACAUAUGAGAAGGAAAUUGUUAUGUAUGCUUACUUUAAGAAGCUGGACUACUUUUCAACUGAAUGCAUAUAUUCACCAAAUGCGUAUCGUGGGUUUGCUCGGGAGUUCAUUAAAGAUCUAGAGAGAUUAAGACCCCGGGCCAUACUUGACAUCAUCAAAUCAGGUGAGGAUUUCAGAAUCGCGGCCACUACAAAAAUGCCGGAGCAGGGAACUUGUCAACGCUGCGGCUACAUUUCAAGCCAGAAAUGGUGUAAAGCAUGUGUUUUGCUGGAGGGGCUAAAUCGUGGUUUGCCAAAGUUGGGGAUUGGGAGAACACGAGGGGUAAACCAUGAGCGACAAAAAGACUAUCAAGAGACUACUAGUACAGCGAAUAUACAAAGCAAACCAUGUGGAAGUCUUGACUUCUAAAAAAGAAUAAGGAACAAUAUGUUGCAAACUUUGCUUUACAAGAAUGCUUAUUUCAUUAAACCGUUUUAUAGGUGUAGCAUAAUGUUAAAAACAUUAGUUAUGAUUGUUUUGAAAUCCUAUACAUGGUUUUGUUGUUUUGCUCA
This is a messenger RNA of Erigeron canadensis, 1364 nucleotides long. RefSeq names its product cytoplasmic tRNA 2-thiolation protein 1. Gene Ontology annotation, biological process: tRNA wobble position uridine thiolation. Gene Ontology annotation, molecular function: tRNA binding. The coding region runs from base 157 to 1221 and encodes 354 amino acids. The record is from RefSeq and is a predicted model, not a curated record. Gene Ontology annotation, cellular component: cytosolic tRNA wobble base thiouridylase complex; mitochondrion. NCBI's taxonomy places the organism in Eukaryota, Viridiplantae, Streptophyta, Magnoliopsida, Asterales, Asteraceae. The transcript is spliced from 10 exons.